Molecule: messenger RNA, 3320 nt
Organism: Musa acuminata subsp. malaccensis (wild Malaysian banana)
Lineage: Eukaryota; Viridiplantae; Streptophyta; Magnoliopsida; Zingiberales; Musaceae
Product: MDIS1-interacting receptor like kinase 1-like
Biological process (GO): protein phosphorylation
Molecular function (GO): protein kinase activity; ATP binding; protein binding
Source: RefSeq, a predicted model, not a curated record
UCCAUGUCUUCAACUCAUUAAUCUUCUACACAGCAUAUUCAAUCUCUUCUUCCCAUCAUCUCCCUCCUCCUCUCGCUCUCUUGUUUCAGAGAAGAGGGAAGUCGCAAGUAUGACACAGAGCUGAUACAGAGGUAAGCAAGAGGAGGAAGAAGAGAACAAGAACGGAAAUGUUUACGAGACUAGCUUUUAUCUUCUUCUUGGCCUUCUUUUGUGCUGUCAUUGCGUAUGCCGCUCCGGCGGACGAGGUGGCGGCGCUGCUGUCGAUCAAAGCGGAGCUCGACGAUCCGUUGAAUGCCCUUGGAGACUGGAAUCUGCCGACCGACGUCGCUGGCUCGUCCCACUGCAACUGGACUGGCGUCCGGUGCAGCUCGACGGGCGCCGUCGACGGCCUCGACCUCUCUCACCUGAACUUAAGUGGCCUGAUCGCCGGCGACAUCCGCCGGCUCACGAGCCUUGUCCGCCUCAACCUGUGCAGCAAUUCCUUCUCUUCGUCUCUCCCGGAGGCCAUCGCCGACCUCACCAUGCUCCGGGAGCUCGACGUUAGUGACAACAACUUCGUCCGUCACUUCCCGACCGGCCUCGGCGGGUUCCAGGGCCUGACGAGCCUCAAUGCCUCCGGGAACAACUUCGACGGGCCGAUCCCCGACGACAUCGGCAACGCUACGGCUCUCGAGACGCUGGAUCUGCGAGGGAACUUCUUCGCUGGUUCAAUCCCGCUGUCUUACCGGAACUUACAGAGAUUGAAGUUCUUGGGCCUUUCCGGCAACAACCUCAGGGGAAGACUCCCCGCUGAGCUCGGCCAACUCUCUUCGUUGGAGACGCUUAUAAUUGGGUACAACGAGAUCGAAGGUCCGAUUCCCGUGGAGCUCGGCAACCUGACAAAUCUCCGGUACCUCGACAUGGCGGUCGGCAACCUCAGCGGUGCCAUUCCUGCAAAGCUCGGAAGGCUGCAAUCCCUCACCACCGUCUACUUGUACAAGAACAAUCUCGAUGGCGAGAUCCCGAGAGAAAUCGGCGAUAUCUCAUCGCUGCAGAUGCUGGAUCUCUCCGACAACCUCAUCUCCGGUUCGAUACCGCCGGAGUUGUCGCGACUGAGUAAUCUAAAGCUUCUCAAUCUGAUGUGCAACAGACUCAAAGGCGCGGUGCCCGCCGGCAUCGGUGAGCUACCUCAGUUGGAGGUGCUGGAGCUGUGGAACAACUCGCUCUCCGGCGCCUUGCCGGCCAACCUGGGCCUGAACUCGCCACUGCAAUUGCUCGACGUUUCCUCGAACUCGCUCUCGGGGAAGAUACCUGCGGGAGUGUGCGACGGUGGCAACCUCACCAAGCUCAUCCUCUUCAACAACGCCUUCUCCGGGCCGAUCCCGACCGGCCUGUCGACAUGCCUCUCGCUGGUUCGCGUUCGAAUGCAAAACAACCGGCUCAACGGUACCAUACCGAGUGGUCUCGGGAGGCUACCGAAGCUGCAGCGGCUCGAACUGGCAGGCAACGAGCUCUCCGGCGAGAUACCGGACGACAUCUCGUCCUCGACCUCGCUCUCCUUCAUCGAUCUCUCGCACAACCACCUCCGCUCGUCCCUCCCUUCUAACAUACUAUCCAUGCCGACGCUCCAAACCUUUUUGGCCGCCGACAACGAGCUGACCGGAGGAAUCCCGGACGAGUUGCAGGACUGCCCAUCCCUCUCUGCUCUCGACCUUUCGACCAACCGCCUGUCCGGGUGCAUACCGAGCAGCCUAGCCUCAUGCCAGCAUCUCGUGUCGCUGAGCCUCCGGAGCAACCGGCUCACCAGCACGAUCCCGUCCUCGCUUGCGACGAUGCCAACGCUCUCCAUUCUGGAUCUGUCGAACAACUUCCUCACCGGCACGAUCCCCGACAACUUCGGCGGCUCGCCGGCUCUCGAGAUGUUGAAUUUAGCCUACAACAAUCUCUCGGGCCCCGUGCCGGCCAACGGCCUAUUGCUUACCAUAAACCCGGAUGAUCUCGCCGGCAAUGCAGGCCUUUGCGGUGGCGGCGCACUCCCUCCGUGCGCCGCGAAUUCACCAUGGGCAUCGACGACGAGUUCCAAAGCGUCUCACCUCAAGCACAUCGCAGCCGGAUGGCUGAUCGGGAUUUCGGCGGUCUUAAUGAUUGGGCUCGGCGUUCUCGGGGCACGACGGCUCUAUCAGAUGUGGCACGUUGACGGCGGGUGCUGCGGCGACGGCAAGUUUGAGGAAGAGACCGGCGCUUGGCCUUGGCGGUUGACGGCAUUCCAACGGCUCAACUUCACGAGCACCGACGUGUUAGCAUGCGUCAAGGAGGCCAACAUCAUCGGCAUGGGCGCCACGGGGAUCGUCUACAAGGCCGAGCUCCACAGGCACCACGCAGCGGUGGCGGUGAAGAAGCUGUGGCGGCCGGAAGGGGCCGCAGCGGAGUUGGGCGAUUCCGAUGCCGGGGAUUUGGCUACGGAAGUGAGCCUACUAGGAAGGUUGAGACACCGUAAUAUCGUGAAGAUGCUCGGCUACGUGCGAAACGGCGCCGAGAUGAUGAUACUGUACGAGUACAUGCAGAACGGCAGCCUGUGGGAGGCUUUGCAUGGGAAGCAAGAGGGGCGGCUGCUGGUAGACUGGGUCUCCAGGUACAACGUGGCGGCCGGAAUCGCGCACGGAUUGGCCUACCUUCACCACGACUGCCACCCGCAGGUGAUCCAUCGUGAUGUGAAGUCGAGCAACGUGCUCUUGGAUGGGAAUCUGGAAGCCAAGAUCGCCGAUUUCGGCCUGGCAAGGAUGAUGGUCCGCAAGAACGAGACUGUGUCCGUCGUCGCUGGAUCGUAUGGCUACAUUGCCCCAGAGUACGGCUACACAUUGAAGGUGGACGAGAAGACCGACAUAUAUAGCUUCGGGGUGGUGCUCAUGGAGUUACUGACAGGGAAGAGGCCCGUAGAAAUGGAGUUCGGGGAGAGCCAGGACAUCGUCGGGUGGGUCCGCGGGCGGCUGAGGAGCAACCACGGCGUUGAGGAGCUGCUCGACAGCAGCAUCGGCGGACGUUGCGAGCACGUACGUGAGGAGAUGCUGCUGGUGCUGCGGGUCGCGGUGCUGUGCACGGCAAGGUCGCCCAAGGACCGGCCGCCGAUGAGGGACGUGCUCACCAUGCUAGCCGAGGCAAAGCCGCGGCGGAAGAGCAGCAGCAGCGGCGGCGGUGGCGUGGUGGCCAAGGACAAGCCCGUGUUCACCACCUCGCCAGAUUCUGGGUAUCCGUAGACAUGUAGUUAUUCCAUAGGAAAGGAACCGUUCGCCUUUAGAUUAGUGUUUUUAGAUGAAUAACUAAAUACGUAUUGAUAUUUUAAA